Molecule: messenger RNA, 2169 nt
Organism: Striga hermonthica
Lineage: Eukaryota; Viridiplantae; Streptophyta; Magnoliopsida; Lamiales; Orobanchaceae
Source: the annotation of a GenBank genome assembly
AUGUUAGGUAAAAGGGGGCUUGAAUCGCGUUCAGGAAUUGUUCUGAAAAAGGCUCAUGUAAUUACAGAUGGUUCUAGAGGACAGAAAAGCGUUUCAGAUUGUCCUAGCAAGCCUCCUGCUAGGACUUUUACUGUAGCUGCUAAGGAUCUUGUACAAGUGAUAGCAAAGGAAGUGUCAAUGUCAGCGAACAGUCUAACAAAUGAGUUCCAGAAUGAAAGGCUGGAAGAGCUUAUGACAGAUUCCUGCAUAUCACAAUCUCAGCACGUAGAGGUGGGGGAAGAUUUGGAACCUUGGGUCCCUGAUGAAAAUGAUCCUGGUUGUCCGGAAUUGGAAAACAUAUUUGAUAACCCUUGGAAUAGAGGCUGGGAUCAGUUGGAAACGAAUGCUACUUUAUUUGGAGUUGAGAACACCUUGAAUGAGGAACUUUACACAACAAAUCUUGGGAGUAGCCCUCAGACGAGAGAAUUGGAAUUGGAAGCUACACAUUUAGCUAGGGAGUUUGAGGGUGAGCACACCCUUGAUCUUCACUUAGUUGAGGAGAAAGUUAUUCAAUCCGAUGAAAUUGAUGAAGAAACUCAGUUCUCCUCAGUCUCCCGGAAAUUCGAUGACAGUGGUCAUGACGAGGUUGAGAACAUUUUGGUGGAUUCUCAAAAUGGUGAAACAUUUGGAGAUGUCUCCAGUACGGUUAUUGGCAAAUCUCCAAUAGACAUGAUUAUGGGGGAAAACAUUGAUGGAAUUGAAGCACCGCCUAGAUCUUCAGCGACGGAAAUGAUUGGAUCGUUGAUUCCUGACACAAGUGAUGACAGUGUUCUCCUAUCUGAAGUGACCGAGAGUAAGAACUCGAAUUCUCCCCUCGGUAUUGGUUUGAAGCCCAAUUUUGCGCUUUUGAAUGGGGAAAUAGACCUGGACAAUCUGUCGGUUAAAGUUCUUCAGGAGACUUUUAAGGCAACCUUCGGAAGAGAAACUUCUGUGAAGGACAAAAUGUGGCUCAAAAGGAGGAUAAUCAUGGGUUUGACUAAUUCUUGUGAUUUCUCAACCACAAAUCUUUUACUUAAUGACAAUAGAGUGGUAAAGAAGGGUAAAGAGGAAACUCGUAAAAAUACAGAUUGCUCUGUUUCAGUUGAUUUUGCUGUUACAUCUGAGGUGGAGAGCCAUGAAAGACAUACUUGCACUAAUAAACAAAAUGGGACCAGCACAGAUUCCAUUGGGAUGCAAACACAAAGUUAUUUUCAAGAAAAUUGUGAAAGUAAAGAUGCUUAUCCCGAACAAAGACCUGCGAAACGAGUUCGUAAGCCUACAAAACGAUUUAUUGAGGAAUUUUCUGAAGGAGAAUGCAGGGAUUCUGGUGCCAAAACAGUAUCAUUGGUUAAACAUAAUAGUAAGCCGUCAGCAUAUGUUUGUGAGAGACCUGUUCAUGAUUUUGGACCGAGUAGUAGAUGUUUUCUCAGGGAAGAUUCACUUGGAGGUUCUGGAGUUCAGGUCCCAUAUGUUUCACGGAUUAGGCGGAGUCGUCCAAGAGAAAAUUUUAUGCCCCUCUUGAAAUUUCAGUCUGGUGGUUUUGAAAUAUCUAGUAGCCUGGAGAAGAAUGGUGUUGCAUCAUGCAAAGAACUUGAAAAUGAAAGCGAUCAAGUACUCAAGAGCAGCAUGUCUCACAAAUGGUCUCAAGAGCCUGUCGUUUGUUCUUCAGAAAGACGCAAGUUUUACAUGGAGAAGAAAACAAUUCAGCUUAAACGGGACAGUCAACGCAGAAAAAUGAGGUCAUAUAAGACUAGUUCAGACGAUGAAGUAGUUACUGUUCCUACUGCUAACGGAGGAAUGAGGAGGAAACAUCAUCGGCCUUGGUCUCUUAGUGAAGUUGUUAAGCUGGUUGAAGGGGUUGCCAAAUAUGGUGCUGGUAGAUGGUCUGAGAUCAAACGUGUUGCCUUCUCAUCAUAUUCUUACCGGACUUCUGUUGACUUGAAGGACAAAUGGAGGAAUCUACUAAGGGCUAGCCUUGCCGAAUCGCCAACUGGAAAUGGGAUCCCCAGUGCUCGAAAACAAGCUUCACUUCCAAUACCUGCUACAAUUCUGUCCCGUGUGAGAGAACUUGCUGAUACACCACAUGUCACACCCAUCCUCAGCUCUGCUGAUACACCACAUGUCACACCCAUCCUCAGCUCGGGCAGUUGA